This is a messenger RNA of Tigriopus californicus, 1938 nucleotides long. RefSeq names its product putative ATPase N2B. Lineage: Eukaryota; Metazoa; Arthropoda; Copepoda; Harpacticoida; Harpacticidae. Gene Ontology annotation, cellular component: mitochondrion; cytoplasm. The record is from RefSeq and is a predicted model, not a curated record. The transcript has a single exon. Gene Ontology annotation, molecular function: ATP hydrolysis activity; ATP binding. The coding region runs from base 380 to 1795 and encodes 471 amino acids.
UUCCUUCCCUCCAGCACUCACUCACGCACGCACUCACUUACUCACUGUGUGCGUUGUGCUUCCCCCAAAGGCCAAUUUUGGCAACCGUUGACAUUUGUGUUUGGCCUUCCUUCCUUUUUUCGUUUCCUUUCCUUUCGCCUUCUCCUUCUCCUACUUUAAAUAUCAUGCUAACCCGUCGUCGGGUUACCCUCUGACCCAGUGACCUACCUACCUACCCACCCACCCCAUCCUAACAUCAAUCAUUCCUUGUUCCCUCUCAAUCUAAGUCACUGGGCCUUCAAGCGUUUGUCCCGUCUACAAUCUACGGGUAAAUCUCUCUCGCUCGCUCUCCCCAUCUUCCCUCGCCACCUAACCACCAUCUCUGGCCCUCGCUUCGGUCAUGGGCUCCUUGGGAGCCUCGUGGCCGUUUUGGCGGCGGGUACGGCCUACGGCAUGGUCGUGGCCCAUCUUAAAGCAGACCCUGUCCGCCAGCGCCGUUGAGCCCUUGGGAUCCACGCCGCAAACCGUGUACCAAUCGCGGUUGGCAACGGGCGAGUUGACGGUAGACCCCCAUCAAGCCACGGUCAUCACGCACUUUCAGCGGCUCCACGAGCAGUUACGGCACUACGAUCCUGAUCUGGUGGGUGGGUCGCGGGCUGCGUUCCUACCCACUUGGUUGUGGGGCUCGGGGGCCAGUUCUAGUCAUGAGGUUACCAUUCCUGCCGGGGUGUAUCUUUGGGGGACGGUGGGUGGGGGUAAGACCAUGCUCAUGGACCUGUUCUACGAAACGGUCGAGUACAUGGAUGGCCGGAAGAGUCGCGUUCAUUAUCAUGACUUCAUGUUGGAGGUGCAUUCGCUCAUGCACGAAGUGAAAAAAUCGGCCCCGCCGCGUGAUAUCUCCCGUUGGGACACGUAUCAGCCAUUUGAUCCCAUUCCACCCGUGGGUCAGGCUAUUUUGUCCCGCGUGACACUCCUGUGCUUGGACGAGUUCCAGGUCACGGAUAUUGCCGAUGCCAUGAUCCUGAAGCAUCUCUUUUCCUACCUCUUUGCUCAUGGUUUGGUCUUGGUGGCCACCAGCAAUCGCCCGCCCAAUGAUUUGUAUAAGAACGGCCUUCAACGCUCCAAUUUCGUGCCGUUCAUCGAAAUCCUGAAACGAAAAGCGGAGGUGGUGUCCUUGGACCCGGGGAUCGAUUACCGCCGGCAAGCCAUGGGAGGGGGUGAGCACCUCUACUUCAUUUCCUCGGAUCCUACCACCGAUGAGCAAUUGAAUGUAAAUUUCAAGUUCAUGGCGGCCAAGGAAACCGACGAUGUGCGAUCCCGAGUCAUCCGAAUCAAAGGCCGGGAUGUGCCGUUUCAAAAGACUUGUGGGCGGAUCCUUGAUUGCGAUUUUGAUGAGCUUUGCGGACGAGCCCUGUGGACUAAUGACUAUAUCAAGAUUACGCAGGUCUUCCAUACCGUGUACAUUCGCAAUAUCCCCAUUUUGACGCGCAAGUUGCGUUCGGAGGCACGUCGAUUCAUCACUCUCAUUGAUACCCUUUACGAUCAUCGGAUACGUGUGAUUGCCUCGGGUGAAGUGAACUAUUGGGAGCUCUUUCAACCCGAAGAGGCCAGUGAACAAGAUCGUCUGGAUGAAAAUCGAAUGCUGGUAGAUGAUCUCGGCAUAAAAGCCGCGGACAGUGGGUCCAUGGAUGCGAGUGUGUUCUCGGGAGAAGAGGAGCUCUUUGCCUUUGAUCGGACCGUAUCAAGGAUGACCGAGAUGCAAACGAAGGACUAUGCCAAGAAAUGGGCCAAAAGACACGAGGCCACAUCCGAUUGAUGAGGAUGACCAAUGACAUAAUGAUGAUGUUACCUCCAUAGUGAAAAUACUGAUAUACAUCCAGUGAAUCCAAUGAUUUUUAUAGGAAGACGUACUCUUCCAAGCUUCUAAUUUCAAAGAGCAGAAUUCUAUUGUUUUCCAGA